AUGGAUUAACUCAUUCAGGAUAAAGAUAAAAUUUUGAAAUGCACAAAACAUAAAAAGAAGUAAAUUGAACUGAUUCAAGUAAUUGACACUUAAAACCAGAAUCAAAACCAAUCUUUUUUUUACUGCACGGGCUGCAUUUUCGAAGAUAAGUCUUUUGAUAAUUCUAAUUAUCUGCAAUUAGACGAUAUUGUAGAUGAAGGUCACAAAAGUGUAAUUAAAAGAUGGCCACCUAUAAAUGACUACAAAAUAAUUGAAAAGCUCUCUGAUUUAUGUCUAUGGGGAGAUGCUAAUGUGGGCAUACAAGAAAAAAUAGUAGACUUCUUUGACAAACUGAGAAGGGAAAUUCAUUGCAAGCUAGAAAUUAUGCAAAAGAAAAUGGUUGAUUAGUCACUUGAAAAUACAUUCUCAAAGUAGAAGUUAGUGGAGUAAUAUUAAGAUAUUUCAAACAUCAUUGAUUUAAGGAAUCUGCUUUUAAAUCAGGAAGGUUAGAGUACAGAAAAGGUCUAAGAACGCUAUAAGGCGCUCGUAAGAGAAAUGGAGUAGAAAAAAGAUCAAAGUACUAGUCAUCUUCAGAGUCUUCUUAAUCUUAGCGAAAUAUUAGUGGCAAAUAUUAAUUUUGAGCAUGCUGCUUAAAUGAGGCAAAAAAUAAUGUCUUAAAUAGAUGAAAUUACUUUCUUCAAUCAACACCUUGCUUAAAAUAAUUCUUUAGAAGCUAAUAAUAGCUCUUGUCAGUAAAUAGUAGAUUAAAUCCUAACUUUAGUUUCCAACAAAACAAAUUUUUGCUCUGAUACUUUUUUAUUAUCUUUGAAAGAACAGCUUCAAUAAGCGAAUCCUUUGUUAUUAACAUCUAUUUCUCGCUAAAUAUUCUAAGACAAUAAAUCACCGAUAGAUUUUUAUAGGCUAAACGAAGAGCAGCUAGAAUAAAUAAGAGAGUAUGUUCACCACUCAGUGAAAUUAAUUGAAGACAAAAAUUAUGAAAAUCAAAUUAAAGAUUCAACUUAAAUGAAAAAUUUCACAUCCUUAAUUGCCUCAGAGUUAGAUUUAUUUGACGAUGACUCAAGAUUACAGCUCAAUAAAUUCUUUAUUGAAGUUUUUCCUUUUUUAAAGAAAGUAAAUUUAAACUCAAAAUAUAGCAGCAACAACAUUCAGAACUUCCUGCCUUUAAUUAAUUUCAAGCAAUUAUAUCCUUCCAAUUUAGUUAUCUAGAAGAAUAGGGAUAACUCUUCUACAAUUACGAGUUAAACGAAUGAAUCCGCUUACUACUGCUUUUCAGACCUCAUUUUAGAUGCGAAUAAGAAGUAUGUUUUUAGGUUUUAAGUUAAAAUGAAGAGUCCUAUUAGCUUUGCUUUCAUCGGGUUAACUAGAUUGCAUCCACAAGAAUUAGCGCAUAAUCAUCCUGUUUUAGAUAAUCUCAGUCUCAUUUUAACUUAUGAAAACUCUUUUAUUAAAAAGCAUGCAAAUAGUGGUAUUGACAACCAGUUAAAGGGUUCCAAUUUUCAGUUUAAGUCUAACGAAUUGUUGUUAGAAUUAAGAGUAGACUUAUCAAAUAAAAUUUUACAAAUUUUAGAUUUGCCUAAUAAAGAAACUAUGCUUGCUUUAUCUCAGAAUCUAGAAUCUCUCCUUCUUUUGGAAAAAAAUUUGGUUAUAUAUGUCAGCCUUAGGGGAGAGUAAUCCGAAUGCAAUCUAUUAGAAGCAAAGCAAGUUCAUUAAUUUCUAUGA
This is a messenger RNA of Tetrahymena thermophila SB210, 1719 nucleotides long. RefSeq names its product zinc carboxypeptidase family protein. Lineage: Eukaryota; Ciliophora; Oligohymenophorea; Hymenostomatida; Tetrahymenidae. The transcript has a single exon. The record is from RefSeq and is a predicted model, not a curated record.